AUGGCAGGCGGCACCAUAGAGACAACUUACAAAUCCAAGGUCACCGGUUACAUUCUAGGAUGUUGGAUUCUCGCUGCAUUUGGUGGCAUGAUGUUUGGUUACGACAUUGGAAUUUCAGGCGGAGUGACAUCUAUGGAUGAUUUCUUAAUAAAGUUCUUCCCUCGUGUACAUGAAAAGAAACAACACGUGUUGGAAGACAAUUACUGUAAGUACGACGAUGAACUACUUCAACUCUUCACAUCAUCCCUCUACUUGGCGGCUCUCGUCGCAAGUUUCUUUGCCUCCAAAAUCUGCACGAUCUGUGGCCGGAAACCCACCAUUCUUUUCGCCUCCGGUUUCUUCAUUGUCAGUUCCCUCAUCAGUUGCUUCGGCUCUGAACUUUGGAUGCUCAUCUUCGCCAGAAUCCUCUUCGGUAUCGGCGUUGGUUUCGGCAACGAGGCGGUACCAUUGUUUCUAUCCGAGGUAGCUCCGGUUCAACACAGGGGAGCGGUUAACAUUCUGUUUCAGCUCUUUGUAACAAUCGGAAUCCUAAUUGCCAAUCUAGUAAACUACGUCACCGCGACAAUCCACCCCAACGGGUGGCGAGUGUCGCUCGGUUUAGCCGGAGUUCCAGCUCUCAUCCUCUUCUUCGGAUCCUUAAUCAUAACAGAGACACCAACCAGUUUGUUGGAACGAGGAAAGGACGAGGAAGGAAAGAAAGCUUUGAAGAAAAUCCGUGGAGUUGACGAUGUAGAUGAAGAAUUUGAACAGAUUAAGGAAGCUUGUGAUCACGCAAAACUCAUCAAGAAACCGUUCAAGAAGUUGAUGCAAAGAUCCAGCAUGCCGCCUAUGAUCAUUGGAAUCCUCAUGCAAUUCUUCCAACAGAUAACCGGUAUCAACGCCAUUAUGUUCUACGCCCCGGUUUUGUUCCAAACUGUCGGUUUCAAGAGCGAUGCAUCGUUGCUUUCCGCCGUCGUUACUGGUCUAGUAAACGUACUCAGCACUUUCGUUUCGAUUUACGCCGUCGACAAGGUCGGCCGUCGCAAGUUACUCCUUCAAGCUUGUGUUCAAAUGUUUAUUUGUCAGAUGGCAAUUGGAGUUAUCCUUUCACUUAACUUGAAGAAAACAGGGACAAUUUCAGGAGGACUAGGUUUGUUGGUCCUAGUCCUAGUUUGUCUUUACGUGAUGUCGUUCGCAUGGUCAUGGGGUCCUCUCGGGUGGUUAAUCCCGAGCGAGACAUUCCCACUCGAGACAAGAACAGCUGGUUUCGCAUUUGCCGUCGGAGCCAACAUGCUAUUCACCUUCCUAGUAGCACAAGCCUUCCUUUCAAUGCUUUGUCACAUGGGAGCAAACAUUUUCUUCUUUUUCUCGUUUUGGAUCGUGGUUAUGGGAGUAUUUGUCCUUUUCUUGUUGCCCGAGACAAAGGGAGUCCCGAUCGAUGCCAUCACCGAUAGGGUAUGGAAGGUUCACCCCGUAUGGAAGAAGUUUAUGGAUGACGAUGAUCGUAGGGACAUGCAAAUGGUGUGAUCAACCCUAGUUCAAAUUCAUCGCGGAAGGGGGACAUGGCGUGCAUAGAAAUAAUGGGCUUCCGUCCGCUUGGACGAUUUCAUCAAUCGCGAAAUAAGUCAUGAUUGUGGCCAAUUCGUCGCAUACAAUUCAUUCAUUAUUUCUGCAUCAUUUUCUUUAUUUACUUUUCAUUGUGUGUCACCCCUUUCUCGAAUAUUUUUUUUGAAUGAUAUAUGAUUUUACUUGAAAAGUCUACUUUUAUUAUCUUGUUACUUUAGAAAUUAAGAACAAGAUCCCAAUUAAUGACUCAAAAAUAUUCAAUAUAAAUGAAAUUCAACUUAUUACACACA
Messenger RNA from Impatiens glandulifera, 1835 nucleotides. Its product is annotated as sugar transport protein 8-like. Gene Ontology annotation, cellular component: membrane. The record is from RefSeq and is a predicted model, not a curated record. Gene Ontology annotation, molecular function: monosaccharide transmembrane transporter activity. Gene Ontology annotation, biological process: monosaccharide transmembrane transport. The transcript has 4 exons. The coding region runs from base 1 to 1506 and encodes 501 amino acids. Lineage: Eukaryota; Viridiplantae; Streptophyta; Magnoliopsida; Ericales; Balsaminaceae.